Paramecium octaurelia is the source of this 395-nucleotide messenger RNA. Lineage: Eukaryota; Ciliophora; Oligohymenophorea; Peniculida; Parameciidae. The record is from the annotation of a GenBank genome assembly.
AUGAUUGCCAAAGCUAACAUUAUGCAGUUUGGUGCAAAUGCUAAACCCUGUUCAGAUGAAGACACCAUGAUUUUGCCGUUUGUCAGUGUGAAAUAGACUUCCAGUCCUCUGAAGUUUUCAAUUGACAUCAUUGCAUAACCCUUACUAUAUUAAUUUAAAUUACUCCAUUUUUAGCUAUAGGGUAUAAUGUGAGCUUAACAACCAAAGAGAUUGCGGAAACCAUAGCAAAAACAUACCAAAUGAUCUUCUUAAAAUCAUUCAGAACCAACCAAUAUUGAGUUAUAAAGUUAUUUUCAGAUUGCUCCUGGUUCUAGUUUGUAUUAUGAAACUAUUCUUGUUAUGCAGCGAAUUCUGCUAAUGGAUAAAGUCUCCCAUCUUUAACCUAAACUCCUUUA